This is a messenger RNA of Diorhabda sublineata, 3124 nucleotides long. Its product is annotated as modifier of mdg4-like. Gene Ontology annotation, cellular component: nucleus. The transcript has 5 exons. The record is from RefSeq and is a predicted model, not a curated record. Gene Ontology annotation, biological process: regulation of transcription by RNA polymerase II. Lineage: Eukaryota; Metazoa; Arthropoda; Insecta; Coleoptera; Chrysomelidae. The coding region runs from base 174 to 1250 and encodes 358 amino acids. Gene Ontology annotation, molecular function: protein binding.
CGUCACCAACAUCCUUCCUCUUAACUCUACGUUAAGGUGAUUGUGGUUGUUAGAAGGGUGUGUGCCGCAAGGUACAAAAAUUUAAAAAUAUCUAUUAUUUUAAAUAAUAAUUUUAAAGUUGUGUGUAUACAAUAUACUCUAGUGGAAAGGGAGCUCUUUACAAAGUACCGACCAUGGCGUCGGAACAAUUCUCAUUAUGUUGGGACAAUUUCCACAAAAAUAUGAGUUCUGGUAUGAAUUCGUUACUGGAAAACGAAGAUUUAGUGGAUGUCACGUUAGCCGUACAAGGAAAAUGUUUAAAGGCCCACAAAAUGGUUCUUUCAGUUUGUAGUCCGUAUUUUAAAGAACUUUUUAAAUCGAAUCCGUGUCAACAUCCUAUUGUGUUUAUGAAAGACGUUAGUUACGAAGCUUUAAGUGAUUUAUUGCAAUUUAUGUACCAAGGAGAAGUUCAAGUUAGUCAAGAAAAUUUAUCGACGUUUAUUAAGACUGCAGAGGCCUUACAAAUCAAAGGUCUCACCGGGGACGGUAAUGGUUCGACCGAUAACGACGUUACUGAAGUACCGGUGGAAAAACAUACUCCUCACGUUGAGGAAUACAAACCCAUUCCCGUUUCUCGACCAAAGAAACAACAGCUCUCGUCCGCCCCACCAACGUCUUCACCUUCGGUUAAACGUCAAAGGUUAAGUUCCAACGACGCUCAAUCCAUACCGCAAACUAUCACCAAAGUCGAACCCGUUGCCCCUUCGCACCAAUCCAUCAACGUUUCGACACCUGAACCCGCCGCCGUACAUUUUAAAAUGGAACCGUACGAUCAAUCGCAGAACCUCCUCGACGAAACUGGUGAUGAAAAUUUCGGCGACGAUACUUUGGAUGAAAACGUAGGGGACGAUACGGAAGAUUAUUCGAUGAUGGAAACUGGUACCGGUGGUCCUGAGGAAGAACCACAAGCCGGUACUAGUACGGACGGAGCGGGUGAAGGACAAGGGGUUAUUUAUUUUGAUGUCGGGCAGAAGAAACCGAAAAUAAUUGUUGAUAAUCACGAAUAUCUGAUGCGUACAAACAAAACAGGCGAGACGCACUGGUUAUGCAACCAGUAUUACCACCCUAAAACGGACGUUAGAUGUAAAGUUAAAGUUAUAACUAGUGGGAAAAUGGCGUUGAUUUACGGAAAACAUAUACACAAGCCUAAGAUGAAAUCUUUAAGGGAAUAUAUGAAAUCACAAAAUUUCACAGUUAUCUACAAUGAUUAAUUCAAUAAUACAACGAAUUUGGACAUAUUUUUUUUGUGAAGUAACAAGAACAAAUUAGAAAAGUUCGUAUCUAAUUUCUGUAUAAAUACCGCAAUUUUUGUUAUAAUAUAACCAUAAACUAAUCAUUGUUAUAUAUGUAAUUAUUUUACUGUAAUAAAAUUUUCAACGUCCUAACGCCGACUCUGUUCUUUGCACCGCCGACUAGAACUAUUGCCAAACCAAAUUAACAAUCAUACAAACAUGGCAGCGCAGCGUUGCCACAAGCACCUCGAAAGCGUCAGUUCUUGCUACCUUAUUAUAUAUACAAUGUGAUAUUUAUACUUUUUAUUAUAGUUUAUAUUAUUUAUAACUUAAAUCAUUUGACGGAUUACUUAUUAUUCCUACUUAAUUUGGGUUUGGAAUUGUUCAGUUAAGUCAAAAAAAAUAUUUGAUCGCCGGUUUUCAGUUAAAAAAUUGAAUUUGCUUCAAUAAUAGAUAUAAAAAUAUAAACUUUGGAAAUAAAUCAAUGAAUAAUAAUUAAAACUUGAAUGAUUAUAUUUAAUAAAUAUUUUUCCAAUUUCUCUGCCUCUAAAUGAAAAAACCUGAUGGCAACACUGUGGAUUUAUCAUUUCGUUUCAUUUCAAAGCACUGUUACCAGCUUCAUUACGUUGCAUUAAUCUUUAUCCGAUUUGUAGAACAGGUCUGUACUGGCCAAAUGCAGUAGCUAUUUUUUGUAUUAAUUCAUCAUUCAUUGUUUUACUUUUUAUGUUUAUUAAUAUAAAACUAUACCAAGUGCAUUAAAAAAGACUAUACUAACUGACUUUUUGACACCAAUUAAACCUGAAGAACUUAAUAUUUGACUACCGUUUGACUUCUAGUACGUUAUGGUGUAUAUCAUUUUUUACCAUUGAAAUUGAUGAUAUUUAGGCUUAUUUUCGAUAGCAGAGUUAUAUAUGUAUACAUAUUUCGCCCUCGAGUCCCAUAAUAAAUGACACAAUGUUUGAUAGAAGUAGAAGCAGUGUUGCCUUUUAAUUUAAUAAGCUGAAACAUGCAAAAAUCACCAACUCACUCCCUCUCCCUCGUAUAUUUCGUGAUUUUCGCAUAUAACUGUCAAAUUGACAUGAAUAUUUCAAUAAAAACGACGUUAUUUCCAUAGAUUUAGUGAUGGUAUGGAAUUUUUUGUUGAAAUGAUGAAUUUUUUAGAUAUCGUUUAUUUUCAAAUGGGUGCCAAAAAUCCAAAAUUAAUCGUGGACGAUUACGUUUUCCUAUGCGCCAAAAAAACAAUGACUAAAACAAUAUGGAGGUGUUCAUUCUAUUAUUGUUCCCAAAUGGGAAGGUGUAAAACUAAACUGAUCACUACCGGGUUGAUUGUACAAGUUAUUGGAGUACAUAAUCACCCUGUACGUCUUCGGAACGAAAAGAACAUUAACAUGCAGUCGCAGAAAGUUACCAUAAUCAGAACACCACAAUAAUGUUUUUGCUAUAUGAAAUUAGAACACCCUGUAGUAUAUAUAAUAUCGUUUAUAAGUGUUACAGGGACAUUUUACGAUUUUUCGUUGUGAAAUUUUUGUUUUGAAAAGAGAAAAAGUAUCAAGUUUUAAAUUUGAGACGUCUUGUAUUUGUAGGACAAUCUGUAUUACUAGUUUGAACUAGUUCAUUUUCCUAAUCAAAACAAUCUUCCCAAUUAUUUAUUUUUUUUAUUUAAACUUAGUCCUACCCUGUGUGUGAAUUUUCUUUUUUUUAAUUUUUAUUUAUUUUAGUUAUAAGUGAGUCGUAUAUAUUGACUGAUCCGCUCCUGUAUAAGCUUAAAUAUCGUUUUUGCUACUUUACCCAUUCAACAUUCUUUUCUUAUUACUGUAACCUACGAAAAUGAUGAAAUAAACGAAAAAGUAUUA